GGCAGAGGCCGCGCGAGCGAGCGACAGAGGAGAGACCAUGCCGGACCGGAGGAGCCAUGCAUGGAAGGACCAACUCUGAGAUCAUUCCCCAUUCCCCAUCCUUCUUCUCCGCCGAUCCCCCCAAAGGCCGUCGUCUCCCAGGGGGCGCUCGCUCGCCGGCCGGCCGGUGAAAUCGAUCGAGGAAUAAAUCAAUCAAUAAAACCUAGGCGCGCGCGGGGUACGACGGGCGCCGAUAGAUGAGCACCGCUGGGGAUGAGGCCGCCGGCGGCGCGGCGGCGGCGGGGGCUGGGGCGACGACGACGCGGGCGCCGAGCAUGGCGUCGUCGGCGUCGCUGCGGCACCGGGCCAUGAGCGCGUCGUCGAAGCUGCUCCGGAGCUCGCUGAGCCGUCGGGCGUCGCAGUCGGGGCGGCAGCGGAGCAGCAAGGUGAUGUCGGUGGCGAUCGAGGACGUGCGCGACGCGGAGGAGAUGGCGGCCGUGGACGCGUUCCGGCAGACGCUGGUGCUCGAGGAGCUCCUCCCCGCCCGCCACGACGACUACCACAUGAUGCUCCGCUUCCUCAAGGCCCGCAAGUUCGAGAUCGACAAGAGCAAGCAGAUGUGGUCCGACAUGCUCCAGUGGCGCAAGGAGUUCGGCUCCGACACCAUCAUCGACGAUUUCGAGUUCGAGGAGAUGGACGCGGUGCUGGAGCACUACCCGCAGGGGCACCACGGGGUGGACAAGGACGGCCGGCCGGUGUACAUCGAGAAGCUGGGCGCCAUCGACACCACCAAGCUGCUGCAGGUCACCAGCAUGGACCGAUACGUCAGGUACCACGUCAGGGAGUUCGAGCGCGCCUUCGCCGUCAAGUUCCCGGCAUGCUCCAUCGCCGCCAAGCGCCACGUCGACCAGAGCACCACCAUCCUCGACGUCUCCGGCGUCGGGUACAAGAACUUCAACAAGGCCGCCAGGGAUCUCAUCAGCCGCCUCCAGAAGGUCGAUGGGGAUAACUACCCUGAGACGCUGUGCAGGAUGUUCAUCAUUAACGCCGGUCAGGGGUUCAGGCUCCUAUGGAACACUGUCAAGUCCUUCCUUGACCCCAAGACCACAGCCAAGAUCCAUGUCCUCGGUAACAAGUACCAGAGCAAGCUUCUGGAAGUGAUUGAUCCCAGUGAAUUGCCUGAGUUCUUCGGGGGCACCUGCGUGUGUGAAGGCGGUGGUUGCAUGAAAUCCGACAAAGGACCAUGGAAGGACCCUGAAAUCAUGAAGAUGGUCCAAUGUGGCAUGGGGAGAUGCGGAAUGAACAGCUCGGACCCUGUCGCCGCCGAGGAGAAGACGAUCACCGAGGAUGACACCGCACCGGCCCCCAAGAAGCAAGAUUCGAUGCGCCGUGACCGUGACUCGGCCGAUUCUCCCAAGGUCCCACGCGAAAAAAUCGAACACCCGCAGAUGUCCCCCCUCCAUGAGAUGGCAACUGCAGAGACAAAGGCUCCUGCAGCCAAGGAGGGCAGCUCAGCGCCCUACGAUGAACUCUUUGAGAAGAACAUGGAUUUCAACUGGAACGGCGAGGUCAGCGCCGAGAAGCUCGCCCUCGCCAGAGAUAUGUACGCGUCGCUGCCGGACGCGUACAAGCACGGCGACGCGGGCGACCGACAGGUGGUGACGGGGUUCAUGGCUUUCGUGAUGGGGGUGGUGGCCAUGUUCCGGGUCGGCAAGAUCGCGCCCAAGCGCGCCAUGGACGCCGCCAUGGGCAUCGCCACCAUGGAGGCCAUGGCCAAGAACCGCAAGCUCCUCCAGGCCCAGCAGCACGGCGGCGGUGGUGGCGGGGGCGGCGGCGAUUGCGGCCCGGGCGUGUCGGUGGCGCAGUACGAGGCCCUCGUGAAGCGCGUCGGCGACCUCGAGGAGAAGAUCGCCGCCAUCGGUGCCCGCCCCCCCGAGAUGCCGGCCGAUAAAGCCGAGCUUCUCGCCACCGCCACCGCUCGGCUCGAGGCCCUCGAGACCGAGCUCGACACCACCAAGAAGCUUCUGGAGACGUCGAAAGGGCAGCAGGAGGAGGUGCUGGCCUACAUCGAGAAGAAGAAAAAGAAGAAAGGGAUGCAGAACCCGUUCCGUUGGUGAAGAAAGGGUUGACAGACGACGACGAAGAUAUUCAAUCUGGAGCAGCAAAGAAGCAGUGGAAAGAAAGGAAGGAGAUGCUCAAUCUGGAAGCCGCCGAGGCGAGCCAAGUGCACACCAUUUUUUGGAACACGCGGAUUUUGUUUCCCCAACCAUAUUCGGGCGGGGAAUUUGAACAGCUGCUUUGCUUUGUGUGACAUUUACCCGCCGUUCCAAACAUAUGCUGACCGCUAUCUUGUUGAAACAUAUUUAUUUGUGUGUUUGUAUAGAUUGUAAAGCCAUUUUUUUUUGCCUUUGAAACUCUGCUCAAUGCGGGCUUGGAUACAUACCAUGUGAUAUGAGUAAAAGGCUAGAAUUGAUCAUU
Brachypodium distachyon (stiff brome) is the source of this 2457-nucleotide messenger RNA. Its product is annotated as phosphatidylinositol/phosphatidylcholine transfer protein SFH12. The transcript is spliced from 13 exons. Bases 237 to 2096 code for a protein of 619 amino acids. The record is from RefSeq and is a predicted model, not a curated record. Lineage: Eukaryota; Viridiplantae; Streptophyta; Magnoliopsida; Poales; Poaceae.